GUCGACGAGAAGGUUAUGAUGAACUUUUUGUUCUUGCUGCAAAGCAAGUACCGCAAAAACGCGUACCACAGCUCGGUUCACGGCGCUAUGGUGGCACACCACUCCCUCUGCAUUCUGCAGUGCUACAACAGCGCGCAGGUCUUCUGCAAGGAAAUUGUGUUGGCGUUGGUCAUCGCAGCGCUCGGUCACGACGUCGGACAUCCCGCGCAGAACAACUUGUUCCACAUCAACACGAACUCGUUGCUGGCGCGCAUGUACCAAGACAAGUCCGUGCUCGAGAACUACCACGCGUUCCUGACGCUGCGCGUCGCACUCAUUUCUGCGGAGAGCAACAUUUUCCAGAAGCUGCCCGAAGAGAUCUACCGCUUCCUGCGCCGGUGUAUCAUCGAGUUCAUUCUCGCGACCGACAUCCAAAACCACUUCGACAUUCUCGGCAGCUUCCGGCUGAAGCGCAGCCGCGAAGAGUUCGACUUCCGCAAAAACAUUGUCGACCAAAUCCAGGUGGCCAAAAUGUGCAUCAAGGCCGCCGACCUGAGUCACAGCUUCGUGAAGUGGGAGCACCACUACGAGUGGUCGGUCCGCGUCAGUCGCGAAUUUUACGACCAGGGCGACAUCGAAUCCGUGCUUGGUUUCGAA
Messenger RNA from Dermatophagoides pteronyssinus (European house dust mite), 636 nucleotides. Its product is annotated as 3',5'-cyclic-nucleotide phosphodiesterase regA-like. The record is from RefSeq and is a predicted model, not a curated record. Lineage: Eukaryota; Metazoa; Arthropoda; Arachnida; Sarcoptiformes; Pyroglyphidae.